CGCACACACCUUCCGCUCGUUUGGGACACACUCGUUCACGCGCCCGUCUGUCGCUCACAGGCACACCGCGAUACACACCGUCGACGUUGUCGCCGCAUUCUUACCCGUCAUCACUGAGCGGAAGAGACGGUUGGAAGCAAUCGAGAGGCUGAGCGAGUGGUUCACAUCCCUGCCACAGCGUUACCAGAACGACAGCCACCCGGGAGCACAUCAUAUACCAGCAGGACACCGCCGCCUGCGCUCUGCAGGGCCCUCCCACUACUCCCGCUGUGCUACCGUGAUUGUUGUUCGACACCGCCGACAUCAUGGCCGCGUCUUCCCGGUUGAUGCGCCUCAUCGCGCUGCUGCUCUUCCUCUCAGUUGUCGCUGUAUACGCUCAACAAGACCUCCCGAAUCUCGAAACCGCCACGAACACCAACGAUGUCACGCCCACCGAGAACACUGCCAGCGCUACCCCCGAAUCCACUGGCGACCAGACCACCGCCGAGAACACCGCAGAGACCACGGCCGAGUCUACCGCAGAAUCGACAGGAGAUGCGACAACAACAGGUGACAGCACGGAGACCACGAGUGGAGCCACACAGGCGCCCACGACAGCGACGUUCCCGGAUGCUACAACAAACACUGCUCCGGCGACGUUCCGUCUGACCGGUCUCCCAACCAUUGCUGGUGCUGGUGUUCCUGAGAUUGGCGUUCCUUACACUGCCAACGCGCCAUUCAUGCAAAAGUCGUCCAUGCCAGAGGGCACCGUGUUCAUUGCAGUUGGUGCAGUACUGGCUUUCCUCGGCGCUUGCGUGUUGGCUUGGCGAGGUCUUGUUGCCUGGAGCAUCAACAGAUCUGUCAAGCGUGCCGCAUUGGCAUCUAUCCGUGGCGAGAAACAUGGCGCCUGGGGUGGCAGUCAAGGAUACAGCACCAAAAGUGCCUACUACAAGGAGUACGAGGCUGGCAGUAGUAUGUCACUGGAUCAUUUGACUGCCAAUGGCAAAACACAGAAGCCGGGCAAGCACGACGAUUCACACAGACAUUCUUCUGCGCCACCGGCUGGCCUGUUCUUCUCUCCGACGGCACAGGCUUCCAAUCGUGCGAGCUCAUACACUGUGGACAACAACCGCAGCUCUGCAUUCUUGCCCGCGGGUUACUACGCGUCGCCCUCGGCGGAUGCUCCAGCAGGUGGCCGUAAUAGCACAGUGAUUGGCGGUUCACAUUUGGCUCCGUAUGCGCGCAACAGUCACAUUGGAGGUGCUUCGCCUUCGCCACCUGGGUCGCCAAAUCCUACCCUUCCCGGGUCCCGGUCAACAACAAACUUCCAUGGCGACUCUCGGGCAGGUCUUCGCACGGCAUCUCGAGGACCGCCCAGCAGAGAUGGAUACGGCGGAGGCAGAGGCAGCCACCUCUACACGCAUCCUAGCAGCAGUAGUCUCGCAGUUGGCCAGAGCCAAAGUGACCUGCCUGGCCAAAGAGCUCCUUCGGCAAUUUUCGACGACAUGCUCGACGUACACGGGAAUGGUCCUCGCGAACGCUAUUAGUUGGAGCGGGAUUCGAGCAGGACGACGUUGACGCCAUCGGAGAGCAGGACCACAUUGGCUCCGUCAGCUAGCAGGGUCNNACCUUCAGCUAGUAGGAGCAG
This is a messenger RNA of Cercospora beticola, 1627 nucleotides long. RefSeq lists its product as uncharacterized. Gene Ontology annotation, cellular component: fungal-type vacuole. NCBI's taxonomy places the organism in Eukaryota, Fungi, Ascomycota, Dothideomycetes, Mycosphaerellales, Mycosphaerellaceae. The record is from RefSeq and is a predicted model, not a curated record.